GCCCUCUUGUCUAGGGGGUCUUUUCCAAAUAUUGCAAGGUUCAUGCACUGUUCCCAGUAGUGGGAAUAGUGCAUGUAACUUCUUUACAAGAACUGUAGCGGUAACUUCUGUGUAUGCUGAUUUCGAACAGCCGUCACAAAAUCGAUUAGCAUGGAAACCUUUCAUCCUCACACGAAACCAUUACAACUCUGAGCACGCAAUGGGAAAUCAUUCAGGCAUGGUACGGCAUAUAGGAAACCCACAGUGAAUGUCUCCAGGAAAAACAAUUUUUUUUUUGGCUUUGACGGUCGAGCCAACACAACUUUAUGUACUUCACUUCAGAGUGCGGAGGCCGUGACCGCAACAACUCACGCGGAUAUCCUAGUGCAAACUGCACAAAAUUUUAAGAGACGCAUUCUCGAUCUCGUGCACUUUGCUUGCGGAAUCCAAGAGGAAGAUAUCGACAUGGGUACAUCGGUGUUUGGACCAGGCUUAUGGAUUUUCAUUUGUCGGCAAUAUUCGUGUCCACUGACGUAGCAAGUUUGCCCUCGCCUCUGCGUGGUCACCAUUUUGUUUUCGAAAUCGAUACUGAACUUGACCAUCACUCAGAUGCCCACCACCGCGAACGGCGCAGAAGUGGCCGGGGCGAGGCUUUGGACACAUGGGACUGCGACAACGUGACCGUGGUCCCAAACGACAUACGCACCUCCUUCCCCUUAAACGAGUUCUACCAGAAGUACAUGCAUGCCUACGGUAUCCCUAUCUUGUCCUCCAAUAUCUCGCAGGACGUCUCGCUGAUGCGCGCCUGCUACGUGGUCCGCUUCCUUCUAGCGGACCGCAAGGACUUGCGUGACGCUAUGUACGAUCGGUACGGCCGGGUGGCCGUCAUCGCCAAGACAGAGCGCACGACCCAGAUACCGGAACACAGUUACCUGAACAGCAACCUGUGGGACAGUCGUGCACGAGGGCUGGGCGGCUUCCCACAGGUACCCGUCACCACGAACGCAGAGGAGAACCUUCUGUGCGAGGAUAUAGCGUCAGAUCCUUGGUUUGAAGAGGAUGUCCUCGUGCACGAGUUCGCUCACGCCAUACACCUCAUCUCCUUGGAUAGAGCCGACCCGUCCUUCGAUGCGAGGCUGCAGACCAUCUACAAUAUGGCCAAGGCGGAAAAUCUGUGGCGUGAUACAUACGCCAUCGUGAAAAGGACCGAAUAUUUCGCAGAAGGGGUACAGGGAUUCUUCAACGUCCAGACGUGUAGUAGCUUCGUCGAUGGCGUUCACAACCACGUCUGCACCAGGGAAGCAUUGAGAGGCUACGACAGCAGACUAUACAACCUUAUUACGGAAGUCUUUCCCUGUAUGAACACAAUAGUAGACCGCUGUAAUUCAACUCAGAGUCUGGCAGCAAAUCAAGAGCUCCGCAUGAAUUGUGAGAUUGUCACCACUACAACCACCACCGCAGAGGGUCCAACCACCACCCCCACCGACCUUACUACCACGGCCGCUACCACGGUGCUUACCACCAGUGUUGCCUCCACCACUACACCCCGUACGACCUCGGUCCCCCUUACGACCUCAGCCCCCUUUACGACCUCGGUCCCCCUUACGACCUCAGCUCCCUUUACGACCUCGGUCCCCCUUACGACCUCAGCUCCCUUUACGACCUCGGUCCCCCUUACGACCUCAGCUCCCUUUACAACUUUGUUCACAGACACCACCACGGAUAGCGGAGCAACAGAGAAUUUUACGGGCAGUGUGAGUGUAACUACUCAACUGAGCUCUACUAGUCACGCAACAACUGCGCCAGAUAAGUUCUGUGAGGAGGGCACAACUUUCGACAUCGAUGCUGGCGUCCUGACCUGGCCUGUGACUGCUGCUGGUACGAGGAGCCAAUCCAUUGAGGUGUGCGCCCUCGAAACUCAAAAGGCGGGUUCACCGAUUGCGCUGCGAAACUGCUCCACUGUGGUCGGGUCACUCCUUCACCCCGAGUGGGAAGAGCAGUGGGAGAUUCAGGACUGCGGGACCUCAAAGGAUCGAAAUGACAUCAGUGUGAAGGAUCUUACAAAUGUCACAGUCAGCACUGGCAAUGCUGUAGAGGUUGCCCAGUUUCUGGCCAAUCUGACCGGCAACUUUAAAAGAGCGAGAGUAAGGCCUAUCCUUGGCGAUGUAUCCGAAGUUUUUCAGAAUAUCAUCGCAGCAGAAUCGGGAGAUGCAAAGGUUACAGAGGCCAUGUCGAAGACGGUUGACGACGUCGUCAUCGGCUUGUCAUCUGGACAACUCAAGGGGGGAGACGAUCCAAAGAGUCGUUCUAUCAUCGUGGAGUCAUUCCAGGCGCAGGUUGCGCGGACUCUACGCCAGGCGGGCAAUGUCAGCCUGCGGCAGGAGUCGGUGCAGGUGGAGGCGGUCAGCAUCAGCCGCUCGGAGGCCGUGAUGAGCGGGCUCAGCUUUGCCUCCGUGCGGCCUGGUGGGACGGGAGGAGCCUCAGCCACCGAAAAGGUUCCACUCAACGAGACUAGGAUCCAGACUUUUCUAGGCCAAAACGGGUCGGCGAAUGGAGUGGUAUCCGUCCAGCUUCCGGGAAGUGAGCUGGACCAGGCACACGAUGGUGGAAACUCGGGCCAGCUUCGCGCAAGUUUUAUCGUGUACGGGGAUGAUACCCUGUUCCCCUCGGCCAGGACAGCGGGAACGCAGAAUGCAGGUCCCACGGUGGGAGGGUUCGUCAUUGCUGUGACUCUACAGGACCUGGUCUUGCGAGACCUGGCCAACCCGGCCGUCAUUCAGUUCAAGGCCCCUAGUAAUGGGGAUACAAAGACAAUGAAGCAAACAAGGUGCGUCUUUUGGGAUUUCACCCUUCGGAAUGGCACUGGAGACUGGUCAGAGGAGGGAUGCGCCCUCAAUGAAGCGACCAAUGACGUCAUAGAGUGCCACUGUGACCACUUAACUAACUUUGCCAUUUUGAUUGAAGAAGUCAUCGGUUCUUCGCAAGCGCUGCACGUCAGCAGUCAAAUUGGCUGCGCCCUGUGCAUCGCAUUCCUCGCCAUAACUUUGCUUGCUUCUCUGUGCUUAGAUAACAGCAAGGGGAGCCAGAAAGGAAGCACCUCUCGUCUCUUGUUCUAUCAGCUUUGCGUCUCGCUGCUCGUCCUGUACGUAGUGUUUCUGGCGGGCGUCGAUGGUGCAAAGGGUUCAAACGGGGGUUGUAUGUUUGUCGCUGCGUUUCUCCACUAUUUGGUUUUGGUCGUGACGGUGAUGAUGGUCAUUUAUGCGGUGGAUCUGUACUUGGCAACGUCUAAGAAGAUCCCACGCGACAAUGCACCGAAAUUCCAUACAACUUAUGCUGUCUUGGUGGCUUGCGGUUUUCCCAUGAUUGUUAUUGCAAUCACUGUACCCUCUGCAAUGGAGUACUAUAAGAUUAACAGUGAUGUCAUGAACAGCGGCCCAACAUAUUGUUUUCUCAAGCCAGGGCUGGCCAUGUACCUGGGCCUUCUGCUUCCCGUCUGUAUCUUCCUGGCCCUCAAUGCUACUGUCUUCCUCUUGGUGUGGCGCCGGCUGCCUCGUGCCGAUAAGAGGCUUCACUCCGCCCAAACCUCUCAGCGCCUUCAGGAAGCUGUGGGAAUCUCGCUUCUGACCUUCUUGACUUGGCUGUUCGGCAUACUGGCCAUUACUUCUGCGGCUAUCGCUUACGACAUCGUGUUCCUUAUCGCCUCCACUCUACAGGGUUUGUUUGUGUUCAUCAUGUUCUGCAUUCGACGUAAGGAGGUGCGAGCAGCCAUCUCAACUCACCUGAGAUGCUCUUGCUUGAAAGGAAGUAAUCAGAAGCAAAAGUACGAGCUAGGACAGAAGAAUGUUCAACUCGACACUAAACUCAGUAUGUGAAAGACCGCUAACAUCGAGCUCCUUGCUCCAUAACAGAGGCGAAUCCAGUUCUUGGGAGGGGGAUGGGAAAUUGUAACUAAAAAUGGCUAUCCAAAAGAAAACACUGUUUAUUACCCCUUCCCAACAAGAAAGGUAGUAGGACUAUUUUUGAAAUGCUGACGCACUCAGUCCCGUUUCCCCCAACCGAGAUGGCUUCAAACAUGUCAUACCGGUAUGUCUCGUGUUCACAGGGCUGCCAUCUCAAAUCGUGAGUCGUGAUAUGUGAAAUCUCGUGGAGAUGAUUUCUUUUAGACGAGACAGCACAGUUUUUGAACUCCAACGAUACUUUGUAUUUAGAACGGGAGUUAAUAUUGUUAUGUUUUG
Molecule: messenger RNA, 4214 nt
Organism: Acanthaster planci (crown-of-thorns starfish)
Lineage: Eukaryota; Metazoa; Echinodermata; Asteroidea; Valvatida; Acanthasteridae
Product: adhesion G protein-coupled receptor G7-like
Biological process (GO): G protein-coupled receptor signaling pathway; cell surface receptor signaling pathway
Cellular component (GO): membrane
Molecular function (GO): metallopeptidase activity; G protein-coupled receptor activity
Source: RefSeq, a predicted model, not a curated record